Theobroma umbraticum is the source of this 1093-nucleotide messenger RNA. RefSeq names its product protein PHOSPHATE-INDUCED 1-like. NCBI's taxonomy places the organism in Eukaryota, Viridiplantae, Streptophyta, Magnoliopsida, Malvales, Malvaceae. The record is from RefSeq and is a predicted model, not a curated record.
AAGCUCCCUUUGUCACUUGCAAUUUCAGAAUCUUUCAACAUUUGGCUACAAAUUUCUUAAGUCUUUCAAAUGGGUUUCUAUCAGUUAGCCAAAACAAUCCCUCUUGUCAUUGUACUUAUUCACCUAAGCCUAGCUAAUGUUUGCUUUGGAGCAAGAAAGCUAACCUCUCUAUACCAGGCACCAACCAUGGCCUUGAGUUACCACCAGGGGGCAUUGCUUGAUGGAAAUCUUCCUGUCUCCAUUCUUUGGUAUGGUGAAUUCUCACCAGCUCAGAAAUCCAUCAUUGCUGAUUUUCUGCUCUCUCUCAAUCCACAAAAGGAAAACUUGGGUCCCUCCUCUGUAAAACCCCUAGUCUCUCAUUGGUGGAACACUAUCCAAACAUACAUGAAAAAAGCUGGCAAAAAGGAUACCAGUAUUGUCUUGGCAAACCAAGUCACUGAUAGGAACUGCUCCCUUGGCAAAAUUCUGAAAAAGUCCCAAAUUUCCAGGUUGGCUAGGCGAGUCCACUCCAAACCUGGUGGAUUAACUAUAGUCCUUACAGCCAAAGACGUGUCUGUCGAAGCCUUUUGCAUGAGUAACUGCGGGUUUCACAGCUCAAACGCCAAGGUAAAAUCCGUCUUUAUCUGGGUUGGAAACUCUGUGACUCAAUGCCCAGGCCAAUGCGCGUGGCCAUUCCAUCAGCCUAUUUACGGACCCCAAACUGCGCCACUUGGUGCACCCAAUGGAGACGUGGGUGUAGAUGGCAUGAUCAUAAACAUAGCUAGUCUGUUGGCAGGGACCGUGACGAAUCCUUUUGGAAAUGGCUAUUUCCUGGGCUCAGCUGGCGCUGAGCUUGAGGUUGCAUCGGCUUGCCCUGGAGUGUACGGUAAAGGGGCGUACCCUGGUUAUGCUGGAGAGCUUUUAAUGGAUCGAACCACCGGUGCUAGCUACAAUGCACAAGGUGUCAAUGGAAGAAAGUACUUGUUACCAGCCUUGUUUGACCCUCUUACUUGUCAAUGUUCAACACUUGUGUGAGGGAGAUUUUAGUUUAUAUUGUGUAUUAAUCUGCUGUUAUAUUUGUAAAUAAAUUUAUUACUGUUAAUUGUUAUUAUUU